Messenger RNA from Marasmius oreades (fairy-ring Marasmius), 639 nucleotides. RefSeq lists its product as uncharacterized. NCBI's taxonomy places the organism in Eukaryota, Fungi, Basidiomycota, Agaricomycetes, Agaricales, Marasmiaceae. The record is from RefSeq and is a predicted model, not a curated record. The transcript has 2 exons. The coding region runs from base 1 to 639 and encodes 212 amino acids.
AUGAUCAGACUGGAGAAACAAACACACAUUGACAACUGUCUCUUAUACCGAAAGCUCGAACACGGUCAGACGUUAGUCUGGAUGUUUGAACCUAUUAUUCACAAUUAUCUCGCCUCUCAGCACCCACCGACACCAGUUCCACUAUAUGAAAUGUAUCAGAAACCUACAAGUUCUGGUACUACCAACGAUAUUUUCACAACUGGUGAGCUGCCGACUCGCCGCGCCAAAUAUCGUAGCCUUCGUACGAGGGAAAUCAUCAUCCAUUCCGAUAACGCCCCUAAUCUGAAAAAUGUCCGGUGGAUUUCCGAAAGUAACACGCUGUUCGACGGAGUAUUAAUCGAUGAAAAUCCGCGCAACAACACUUCUAUAUUGUGGGUAUUUCAAAUCUCAUGUGCGACUCGCCAUGGAAGGUCGGCAAGAGGUGUUCAGAUGUUGAAGGAAUUGAAGAGGUCGUUGAAACCGGUGCCAGCAGAGAUGCGUUACGUGUUACUUAGCAUCGAUGAUAAGCCGUCGCUCGCCGAAUGGACUAUGCCCGACGGCUGGGAGACAGGUCCUGUAUACUGUGCCUAUAUUCCAAUCAGUACUUCUUCCUCUGUAGCCAAAAUUAUUAGGAAACGUAAGGCAAGUCAGUUAUACUAA